GGCGAGCAACAUGUGAACGUGUGGCAAGUUCAACUGUUCCGUUCAACGCUGUGUAAAAAGAUUUAAUUCUAGAAUUAAACAUUCACAUUGCCUUUUAACAAACAGUCGUGCUAAAAACCGGUACCGAAUCGCAAAGCUUAACGGAACGUCAAAGUGAAUGUACCAUCCAAAUGACAAAUUAAAAAGUUUUUAUUUUUCUUAUAUUGGUACGAGAUUUUAUUGAUUGUUUUCUUUCAUAAGAUUUUCGGCCAGACGGCGACUGAAAUUGCAAGUUACUGUGAUAUAUUUAUUUUCAAUAAUUAACUAUUCUUAUCAACCAAUUAAAUGAGCAGGGAUAUCGAGUUAUGUCUAUAAGUAAUGGAAGGUACAGAAGUGGGUGGCGACCAGCAAUUUUGUUUGAGAUGGAACAAUUUUCAAGCGAAUAUCACAUCUCAAUUCGAGGCGCUGCGCGAUGAUGAGGACUUCGUCGAUGUCACAUUGGCGUGCGAGGGACACAGGCUGGAGGCCCACAAAGUGGUUCUCUCGGCAUGCAGUCCAUAUUUCAAGGAGUUAUUUAAAAACAAUCCAUGUCCUCAUCCCAUAAUAUUCAUGCGCGACUGCGAGGUGUCGCACGUGCGCGCCCUACUGCAGUUCAUGUACGUGGGGCAGGUGAACAUCGCGCAGGCGCAGCUCAGCGCCUUCCUGCGCACCGCCGACGCGCUGCAGAUACGAGGCCUCACCGACUGCUCGCAACACAACGACAAAAAAGUGAAUCGAAAAUCGCCCCCUUCCCAAUUACGCAAUUUGCUCAGCGCCAAGCCGUCACAUUCUACCUCCUCCUCCAAAGCCGCAAGCCAAAAUGUAGAAACGACCUCUGCCGACGACCAGGAACAAACCACUACUCGUCGCUCAACGAGAAAUUCUCCCGAUGUUGCCAGGAACAAUCUCAACGAAGAAGCUACGUUUCAAACUUCUAGUCAUAUUUGGCCUAAGAACGAUGACUAUAGAGAGAUUUGCAACCAUCCCCCUUUGAGGGUCAAAACGGAUCUCGAAGCGCCAGAGGUGAAAAAUGAAGAGAGUGACAUACUCAUGGACCCUGGUGACUCUGAAAAAACGGAUAAAAGUCAAGAGUUCACCGCGUCUGAUCUCCUAGAACCUAAAAUGGAGGUCAUGGAACAGGAGGCUAGCGAUGAGGAGCGAUCAAGUUUCCCGCAAAUGUAUUACAACGAAAACAAUGCUCUAGCGAACCCAUUUGCCGCAUUACCAGGUAACGUGGACAUCAUGGCCGGAAUGCCAGCGGAUCUACGGGACGAGAACGCGGAAGGUGUUGCAAUGGGCCGAUGGGACGGGCGGCGCAACCGGCCCGUGCCGGACGCCGUGUGGCUCGAGCAGCACCGGCGCGCGCUGCCGUUCGUACUCAAGCGGGAGAACGAGCGAGGCGCCGCGGCACCGCGGCUGAUAAAACUGGGCGAGGGCGUGGAGAUCCGCGAGGAGCUGCUGCGCGGCGUGAAGUGGGGCGACUACCGCAAGGUGACGCGCGGGCUCGCCGCGGCGCUGUUCUCGCCCAUCGAGCUCGCCACGUGCUCCGUCACGGGGCAGCGCUGGUCCCGCGCCGGCCAGGAGUCGCGCCCCACCAAGCCGCCGCUCGACCGCCGCCGCGUGCACGCGCUCAUCUCCUACGUCAGCAGGCACUUCCCCGACGUCGAGGUCAGCCGCAUCAAGCAGGUGCUCGCCUACAAGUGCAAGGAGAACUGCGCCGCGCUGCGCAUGCGCACCGCCAGGCUGUCGAACUGUUUCAGCGACUCGACCAACUACCUGCUGAGCGCGGCGGCGCGCCCCGCCGGCGCCGACGACGCGCCGCCCUCCACCGCGCGCACCUCCUACCACAAUUUCGAGGCGUCGAAGGGCCCCGGCACGGGCUCCGGCGGCGGGGGUGCGGGCGGCAGCGGCGGCGGGGCGGGCGGCGGGGGCGAGUUCCCGCGCGGCCCGGCGGAGGAGCCGGAGGGCGAGCCGCAGUGAUGCUCUCUCCUUGCCGCGUUGCAUAUCACUUUCGUAAUCUUGUUAUUUUUUACCAAAAAAGAGAAAAUCUAGAAGUGUACGUCGCCGGCCGCCCCCCGGCGCGAGUGGCGGAUAUUCAUAUUUAUUUAGUGAUAUUUUUCUAUUGGCUACUGAUAAGAUUUUAUCUCGUUACGAGUGCGUCGGGUCGCGAAUGCGUCGCGCCCGAGCUCUAGCAAUAAUUUAUCAGGUUCCUAAGACGUGUUUUGUAGUUAGGUUCUAUUGCACGAAUUUUCGCGAACACUGCCGCUUUGUUUCUAAAUCGGUCGGCGGACGCGCGGCGUCCGUCGCUGCCUUGGUUGCGGGCCGGGGGCCGACGGCGGCCGGUGACGACCGCGGCGGUCGGUCGGUCGGUCGGUCGGUCGCUCAUCGGGUCGUCUGGUCGUCGGCUCGUUUUGUCGUUACGUUGAAAUUUGUAUAUGAGGCAUUUAAGUGCUGUACGAGGGACCGUUGCAAUUGCAAAAUAAAUAUAUCAAGAUGGCAUAAUUUUUAGAGCUAACGUAGAGAUAUUAUAGUCAUUUCGUUUUAUAGGUGUAAAUGAUAAAGAAUUUAUUUUGGAGCGUCAGGUUUGGAUAAUGUAAAGUCUUUGGAGAGCUGUGAUCGUGAUGGAUAUAAUGCAGUCAUAUUUUUAAAAUAUACUUAUAAGAGUUAUUACGUAAUUAUACAGUGGGUACGAUCGCGCGGCCGCGUCGCCGCGUGACGUCGGCGGUGACGUCAGCGGUGACGUCACCGCGUGUCGCGAGUGGCGCCGGCCGCGGCACAUCUGCGCACAGAUGUAUUUAUCAUAUCAAAAAAGCAAUAACUAUUAUUUGAUAAAGAAGGAUUUUUCAUUUUUAAAUACUAUUUUAACCAAGUUGUUAUAAAUGUAGUUAGUAAAUUGGAUAAAAAUUAUUUGAGGAGUCCGGCGGUCAUUUACAGCGUUCUUUUGAACAAUUCUCGUAAUUAUAAUAAUUCACAUUGAAUACGUCAUAUCAAUAUAUAUGUAGUUAUUUUUCACGGUUUACAUUUUGUACGCGUUGUACGAAUGACGUGACCACGUAACAUCAGAUCGUGCACACAGACCGGCCUUGUGUCUAGUGUCCAUAGGUACUGGGUACUCGGUACCGGGUACCCGGUACCGGGUACUUGGUACUCGGUAAUCCAACGCCGCUACCGUUUAACGACGGUUAUCGGUUUCUCACUUUAGAUUGCUAACGAGAUGGCCGACAAUAAUAUUGUUAUAACGUGUUGUGUCGAACAAAUUAUUAUAACUAAAAAUACUCACGGGUGUAAUGGCCUUCUUUGCUAAGCAAAACUUCGAUGUUAAAUUAGGUUUUAAAUAAUUAGAAUUGUUAUAAAUUUAAUAUCGUGCGUUUCUACACACAACUGCAUCGGGUAAUGCGAGUGAAUGCAAUGUUUAGUUAAAACCACUUACCAAUACUCAAAGUUAAUUUGCGUGAAUCGUUAGUUCCUAGUCGAGGUUACAAAUGUGUGUAAUAUGUUUGGGAAGGUUCGAAUAUGUAUUAUUAUUAAGAGGCUCGAUGUCGAACGGCUAUCGGUUGUUUCCGCUGAGGCGGCUCUGUGCCGGUCUGAUCGUACGCUACGUACAGAGUACACUGUCGCACUUCCUUAGCAGUCAACUUAAGAGAUUGGUGUACCUAUGGAUAAUUUACAGUUACCAGAGUUAGGAUAUAUAAGUAAUCACUCAGUGCUACAUAGUGAAAUCUUACUGUUUUGUAAUAUUUUACGAUGCCAAUUGAAUGUCUUAAUGCUCAAUUUUGCCAAAUUUUACUUGCCGUUAAUGCGUCUUUAUUGUUUUCGUGUUUAAAGUCGGAUAGAUGCAAACAUUCCCGUCGCCAACGUCUGAAUCGAAACUGAAAGGGAAUGAACAGAUUGCUCAAUGUAACAAAUGUAUUUGUUUUGUAGCUCAUAAAACAUUCGCAUUGAACGUGAAACGUUUCGGCCCCAACUAAAUUAUAUCAUUAGAAAAUUAAAAUGGAAAAUUUAAUUGUAAUUUAUUAAUGAUAAAUUGAGAGUUAAAUGAAUUCGCAAGUAUAAAUACUUUGUGGCGAAUGAUCGAGAUGCAAUAUGUUAAUUUAGUGCCAAAUGAUAAGUUAACUUGUAGCAAUAUAUUGUAUCCUAAUGCUCUUGUGUAAUUUCUCACGUAGUGUUAAUGACCUAUGAGGUUUCAAAUGUUUCUUUUACAAGACUAUAAUAUAUUUAUACAGGGAAAGUGUUAGAUAUGUACUGUUGUUUGGAUUUAAGAGUGUUGUUGAGGUAUAAUACUCAUGUGGCAGGGUGUAAAAAUAAACAUUACCUCCGGAGUACCUAAUACACGUUCGUAUAUGAUACGGAUACAAUUUUGGCCGUCUUUUCUAUCUUAGAAUAGUUUUGAUACGUAUGAGUAUAUUCUGUGAACCGUUAUUUAUAAAGAACCAAUCGCCAAAAGAGACACGGUACCUCCGCGCCAUCCCGCGGCGGGACACGCUAGCCGCUGCGAGUGACGCGAGUGAUGCGAGUGGCGACAGGGUAACGAGAAACCACGUUCAAAACGGAAUGCUUCCUUUGCUGUCACACUUAUUUAUUUUUACACUCUGUUCUAUAAGCACUGAAUGAGCAAUGGAACAAGAGAAUUUAUUUACUCAAAUAAGUUUUUUUUUUAUUAAUUAUUUACGAUAAUUUUUUUUACUAAAUUUUAAUAUACAUUAUUUUGCAUUUUAUGAUUGUAAUGGCAGCUGUCCAUGGAGCGGCGGGCGAUGCGAUCGCUCGCUGCAUUUAGGGUUUCAUAAAUAAAUUAGAAACGAUACAUCGAACAUGACACAUGGGGCACAAAAUAUUGAUAAAACGCUUAAGUUAUCUUCGCUUGCUAUUUGUAUUAUAAUAAUCGAAAUCUAAAUAACAUUGAUCGUUCCUGAUAUUAGUGUCGGUCGAAGUGAGCCGUUGUGAAACCCUAAUCGAGGAAUAAUCAAAGAGAUACGGGCAGCUUGCAAACACUGUAGGCGGCGAUCGUCUUGUCCGAUCUCUUAGUACUAAGAUCGCCAUAUUAUGUAACAAGUUGUGCAUUUGCAUCACCUAGUCCUGCCCGCGUCUGUUUGGGUGAACCUUACAUUUUCACUGAGCGGAUAAAUUCUACCUAAUAUACAUAAUAUAUGUAAAUGUGUAAAGAGAACAACAUCGAUGCCGCUGUGCUCUGACGACACAGCGUUGUGCCAAAAUUACGUGCUAGUCUUUAAAAAGAAAUGUUGUUAUCAUUUUCAGAUUUUAUUUAGUCCAGAAUGUGUUUGUUCCUGUGCUGUGAAAUAUAAUCUAACAAACCAACACUUGACUCCAGCGCGUCAGGUGGUGGUGUGAGACGUUAUGUGAUGGGUUUACGCGAGGUGUUUGGAAAUAACGUAACAUUUAUUAGGCUAUUCUUAUUUAAACCAAACAUAUCUGUUAGGUAAAUACUAUUAUUUUAAGUGAAUCAAAAUUAUGUAUGUGAUGAUUACAUUUUUCUAUGGAAGCUGCAUAAUAGUUUACACUUGUGUAGCAUAGUUAUAAAAUGUUCCAUAUCACGUCAAUUGGACGCGCUUGAUUGACAGCCACGAGCCGGGAGCAAAAGACUGAAGCAUUAAAAGACUUUGUGGUCUGAUCUCAUACCGUAAUGCCGAGUUUGUCCAAGGAUGUGUGAAUACAAUGCAACAGGCGAUUUGUAGUUCGACAACGAUUUAAGUAUGUACAUAUCAAUAUUAUUGAAUUUACAUCGAAUCAAGGCUAAUUCUUAAUGUAAUAAAAUAUUUUAUAUUAGCCUUAGAAAUGUCCAUUCAAGAAUUUGCUUGAACACUCGCUCGUAGUUGUCGAUCAACCGCUCAGGGCAAUGACGAGUCGUUAUUAUUGUCUUGCAUAACGAAGAGCUGUGUUGGUUUGUUACAAUGUCUAUAGUAUUUAUGAGAAUGCACAUAAUAAUUUAGCUUCGAGCUCGUGCAAUAUUAUUCCAAAUUGUUUAUACAUAAAACUGUUAUAAUUAUUUCUAAAUUGUUAUAUAAAUAUUUUUAUAAACAUAAAAGACAAAGGCAACUUAAAUUAUAUUUUUGUUGUGCAUUUAUUAAUAAAUUUUAUCAAAUACUAAACCACAAACUCAUUGUGGACUGUAACAUCUGCACCUGUGAAAACUGUUAAUUAGGUACAGUAGAUGGUGUUUAUGUAUUGCUAAUAUUGUGAGUCAAUUCUAGUAAUGUUAAUGUUCCCUUUUUAUUUAGAAUAAUUUACUUUUAUUACAAAUUAAUAUCGUAAGAUUGCUCAACAGAGAUGCAAUGCUAACUGCAAUUUGUAUGGAAUAAUUUGUCCUUUUUAUAUGAUUUAUUUAUCUGAUGUAUCAGUUUAUUCAUUUGUGAGUUACGGCAGCGCAUGUUAGUCUUAUGUUACGAUUAAGAGAGGCCAAAUGUUGACUUGCUUAUGUGAGACUGUUUUGCCAAGAAUCAGAAAGUAUAUUACCUACAUUGUUUUAAAAUAAAUGCUUUUAUAUAAAAA
This is a messenger RNA of Manduca sexta (tobacco hornworm), 6522 nucleotides long. RefSeq names its product protein abrupt. The transcript is spliced from 8 exons. NCBI's taxonomy places the organism in Eukaryota, Metazoa, Arthropoda, Insecta, Lepidoptera, Sphingidae. Gene Ontology annotation, cellular component: nucleus. Gene Ontology annotation, biological process: regulation of transcription by RNA polymerase II. Gene Ontology annotation, molecular function: protein binding; DNA binding. The coding region runs from base 358 to 1998 and encodes 546 amino acids. The record is from RefSeq and is a predicted model, not a curated record.